AUAUCAAUCGCGGCAUUAUUAUUGUACUGAAUGCUCACGCACUACGCUGUCUACGCUUCAUGUAUGCGUUCUGUUGAAUGACAGCUGUAAAGUAAAUACGAUAGGUAGGCGGGCAUCAGACAACCGGAAAUGUCAUAGGAAAUGCAGAGAGCUGCAAUAAUAAUGCUGAACAACAAGAAAUCCAAGUCAGAACAGCGGAGUCGGUGCAUGUAGUCGAGAUUUAUCGAAUUGGACCACGCAUACGAACAUGUGCCCCGCACUCUUGGAGAACGAGGAGCGAUGUCUCGGUGGUAUGACUUUCUUCGCGCAAAGCCACCCCGUAGAGGUAUGCGGCAGCAACGGUCUACCACUCACGCCGAACUCCAUAACCAUCUACGGGAAGGCGCAAUUUUUGAAGACCAUCUACCAUCCCCAUCUCUGUCCCUAUCUUGACAUAAUUAGGAGUAAACACGAGAGGAUUGUAGUUGUUGCGGAAUACAGCGGAGAUCCGUUGAGCACUAGGCAUGAUCUAAACACAGAGGAGAUUGUUAAGAUAUCCUUUCAAUGUCUCUUAGCACUGCACCAUAUGAAUGAAUUAGAUCUGGUGCACAGACACUUAAAUCCAGAUAAUAUUCUGAUUAAGAAGAAUGGCGAUGUUCACUUGUACAAUUACGGAUUGUAUUAUAUGACAGAUGGAGGAAAAAAUGUAUCUUUCCCAAUCGGUUAUCCAAAGUACACGGCACCAGAAGUGUUUCUGAAUCCUGGUCCAAGUGGGGUCAAGAUAGAUUCCUGGUCUCUGGGAAUGAUCAUAGCUGAGCAACUAUUGGGACAGCCCAUUUGGCCUGGCGUAAAAUUAUCCCAAUGCUUGAGGAAAGUUCUAAGUUUAAUAUUAUGUGAUACCAGUAUAUUCGAGCGUCUUGCCCGGGAAAACAAUUGUUUCCAGGCUUACGAAAAGUUACCAAAGGAGCUUAAGGAAUUCGUAGAUUCAUGUUUGCAAAUUCAUCCUACAAAGCGUAAGACUCCAGAGGAAUUGCUGGAACUACCGAUAUUCGCGGAUCAUUUGAUGAGAAAUGUGCAGGAGAAGGAAGAAAAUCUCUAUAAGAAUGUUAUUGUUAGAAAAAUGGACGAAUUAUAUUAUCUCUGGCAAUUGGCCGGUGGAGAUAUUACUGUGGAUUUGAAGAAGCAAAGUCUCAUUAGAUCAAGACCACCCAUCUUAACUAUCCCAAACUUAGUCAUAUUACUGGGCCAUAUGUUUGGCCAAAGAGACACCGCUAGUUUACUCGACGUAAGGGUCGUUAAAGUUCCUAUGGAGACUCUUCGCCAGCGUUUGGCCCAUAUCCCAUACAUAGCGAAUUAUCCAUGGUUGACAAACCAAAUGCGGGUUCAAGCACAAGAAGAUCUGAUGAAUGCUGCGUCUCAGUUGCCACUAAUCAUAAGGGAACGCGAUACGGAGUAUCAAUUUUACAGACUCGUCCUGUUCGACAGACUUUUACAGGCUUAUCCGCUCACUCAGGAGGCAAUUAUUGAAGAGGCGCACAAGGAUAUACCACCUCCAGUUAGAGGUGCUGUUUGGGCAGCUUUGCUCGGAAUCACUGGUGAUUUACAGAAACGUUACGAUAUGAUUGAUAAGGAAACUCCCACUCACACUGAUCGGCAGAUAGAGGUGGAUAUACCGAGAUGCCAUCAAUAUAGUGAAUUACUGUCAUCUGGCGCUGGACAUGAACGACUGCAGAGGUUGCUAAAAGCAUGGGUCAGGAAUAAUUUACAUUACGUUUAUUGGCAGGGAUUAGAUUCGCUGACAGCACCAUUUCUUUAUUUAAAUUUUAACAACGAAGCUCGAGCUUUCGCGUGUUUGUCGGCGUUUAUACCGAAGUAUCUUCACAAGUUCUUUCUGAAAGACAAUUCGGCAGUGAUACAGGAAUAUCUGGGCAAAUUUUCUCAAAUUAUUGCGUUCCACGAUCCCCAAUUGGCGAAUCAUUUAAAAUCCAUAAAUUUUGUACCGGAACUCUUUGCCAUACCAUGGUUCCUAACUAUGUUUUCACAUGUAUUUCCGUUACAUAAAAUAUUACAUUUGUGGGAUAAACUACUGCUGGGAGAUUCGUCAUUUCCUCUCUUAGUUGGAUUAGCAAUAUUGAAGCAGUUACGAGAUUCCUUACUAAUGUCAGGUUUCAAUGAAUGUAUUCUUCUGUUUUCCGACCUGCCCGAAAUUGAUAUAGAAUUAUGCGUUAAAGAUUCGAUGACAAUGUAUCAGAACACACCCGCUAGUAUUACAUACCGAAAGCAUCAAUAUAAUACAGCAAAGGAUACAAAUUGGAUUGAACCUGAAGCGGGAACAGAAAAGAUGCCAAGGAUAAGUGUAGAUGACUUUUUAAACCUCUACAACAAUUCACUGAACAAAAUUAUAGUCGUCGACGUACGUAGUAAUAUACAAUUCGAGAGGGGAGCUAUUCUCGGUAGUAUUAAUAUUCCAUUCACAAGUGUGCAAUUGUCUCAGACUCACAUCGACACACUCGGACCGCAUGCAAAACCGUUAAUAGAUAAUAAAACCAGCGUCGUUGUGAUUAUUGGGCCACAUGAUCAAAAUAACGCACUGUUUGCAGAUUUUUUGGUAAAAUGCAAUGUCGUAGGAGUCUGUUCUCUGCAAGGUGGAAUCAACGCGUUACGUUCCAAGUCUCCGAAUAUCAUAGUACCAGCACGUUAAUUGAAUUACAUAAUUCAGUUCCUAUACAUAUAAUACUCAGAUUUAUCGAUACAAUACAAUUGAUAUUAUACUUGUAAAAUAUGUAUAACAAUCUUGUAUAAUUUUGUUAUAAAAUAUUUCAUUGUAUUGUGUGAA
Molecule: messenger RNA, 2815 nt
Organism: Monomorium pharaonis (pharaoh ant)
Lineage: Eukaryota; Metazoa; Arthropoda; Insecta; Hymenoptera; Formicidae
Product: TBC domain-containing protein kinase-like protein
Exons: 12
Coding region: 248-2680 (810 amino acids)
Biological process (GO): protein phosphorylation; activation of GTPase activity
Molecular function (GO): ATP binding; protein kinase activity; GTPase activator activity
Source: RefSeq, a predicted model, not a curated record